Molecule: messenger RNA, 1517 nt
Organism: Apaloderma vittatum (bar-tailed trogon)
Lineage: Eukaryota; Metazoa; Chordata; Aves; Trogoniformes; Trogonidae
Gene: ARHGAP18
Product: Rho GTPase activating protein 18
Exons: 10
Coding region: 18-1517 (499 amino acids)
Biological process (GO): regulation of small GTPase mediated signal transduction; regulation of actin filament polymerization; signal transduction
Cellular component (GO): cytoplasm
Molecular function (GO): GTPase activator activity
Source: RefSeq, a predicted model, not a curated record
GGUCUGGCCAGUAUACAAUGAACCAUGACCAUUCCAAGAAGACCCCCGAUGGAGCAUCAUUUGACCGCUCAGGAUCCCAGGACUCCUUGGAUGAACUGUCUAUGGAUGACUACUGGAAAGAACUUGAAAACAUCCAUGAAACCAGAGGAAAUAAUCAUGAGGACCGAGUAGCAAUUGUAGUGAAAGAGCCAGAUGAGGGAGAGCUGGAAGAAGAAUGGCUGAAGGAGGCAGGUCUGUCAAAUCUGUUUGGCGAGAGCUCUGGCGACUCCCAGGAAAGCGUGGUGUUUCUGUCCACACUGACUCGAACCCAGAAGGCAGCGGUAGAAAAGCGAGUAGAGACUGUCACACAAACCAUGAGGAAAAAAAACAAGCAGUACCAGAUUCCUGAUGUCAGGGAUAUCUUCCGGCUACAAAACGACUCAAAGGGAAAAGUCUACGAUGAAAAUGAACCCUCAACGGCGAAAACAAGUGAAAACAAAAAUGAAACACAAGAUGAAACAAAAGAUCCAAAGUUCAGUCUUGGAACAGAUGAUCAGAAGAGCCCACUUGAAGACAUGCAGUUUCCAGACACUGACAUCAAUUUGGAAAUAUCAUUUGCAGAACAGGCAGCUAAUCUCAAAGACAGCUCAGUGGGCAAAAUGUGCAAGGGUGGAGGAGGUGACACUCUUCUCCCGAAUUUCAGGCUGCCGAAGGACAAAACAGGUACCACAAAGAUUGGUGACCUGGCCCCUCAGGACAUGAAGAAAGUCUGUUCUUUAGCAUUGAUAGAAUUAACUGCUCUCUAUGAAAUACUUGGGACAGAAUUCAAGCAGCAAAAGGCUGUAAAAAUCAAAACCAAAGACUCUGGCUUGUUUGGUGUCCCACUGUCAGUUUUACUGGAACAGGAUCAGAAGAAGGUGCCAGGGACGAAGAUCCCCCUCAUUUUUCAAAAGCUGAUUGCCCAGAUAGAAGAGGCAACUCUGGAAACAGAAGGACUUCUUAGAAUACCAGGAGUUGCAGCGCGAAUAAAGAGUCUUUGCCAAGAACUGGAAGCAAAAUUUUAUGAAGGGACUUUCAACUGGGAAAAUGUAAAGCAACAUGAUGCAGCAAGUCUUUUGAAACUCUUCAUCCGUGAACUGCCUCAGCCACUCCUCACUGUAGAAUAUCUCAAAGCUUUCCAAGAUGUGCAGAAUCUUCCAACGAAGAAACAGCAACUGCAAGCUCUGAAUCUUUUGGUUCUCCUUCUACCUGAAGCAAAUAGAGACACUCUGAAGGUACUGCUUGAAUUUCUCCAAAGGGUAAUUGAUCAUCGAGACAAAAAUAAAAUGACGUUAAAGAAUGUUGCGAUGGUGAUGGCCCCAAACCUUUUCACAUUUCAUGGGCUUGGCUCAAAGACUAUUGAACAAAGCGAGUUUGUUAUGGCAGCUGGAACAGCAAAUGUCAUGCGCUUCCUGAUUCAGUACCAAAAACUUCUCUGGACAGUAAGUGUAUUCUUAAGGGGGGGCAGAAAUCAAAAAUUUCACAAACAAGGCAUCUGA